AUGAAGAGAAUUUUUGGUGCGAAGAAUAACAAAGAGCCUCCACCGUCAAUCCAGGACGCCUCUGAUCGGAUCAAUAAGAGAGGAGAGUCAGUGGAAGAUAAGGUGAAGAGGCUUGAUGCUGAGCUCUGCAAAUACAAAGAACAGAUCAAAAGGACUAGACCCGGUCCAGCUCAAGAAGCUGUCAAAGCUCGAGCUAUGAGAGUUCUCAAGCAAAAGAAAAUGUAUGAAGGACAACGUGACAUGCUCUACAAUCAGACUUUUAACCUUGAUCAAGUUUCAUUUGCUGCUGAAGGCCUCAAAGAUGCUCAACAAACUAUGACAGCGUUGAAAUCUGCCAACAAGGAGUUGAAAGGAAUGAUGAAAACAGUCAAGAUUCAAGAUAUUGAUAAUUUACAAGAUGAGAUGAUGGACUUAAUGGAUGUGAGCUCUGAAAUACAAGAGACACUUGGUAGGAGCUACAAUGUUCCUGAUGACAUUGACGAAGAUGACCUUAUGGGCGAGCUUGAUGCUCUUGAAGCUGACAUGGGAAACGAGACUGAAGCAGACGGAGUGCCUUCUUAUCUCCAACCCGAUAAGGAACCGGAUCUUGAUGACGAACUAAAUUUGCCUCCAGCACCAACCGGAGCUCCAUCUGGACGACCUCAGGCUGAGGAUGAAUGGGGAUUACCGGCGGUACCACGAGCAUCACUUCGGGGAUAG
Microthlaspi erraticum is the source of this 699-nucleotide messenger RNA. The record is from the annotation of a GenBank genome assembly. NCBI's taxonomy places the organism in Eukaryota, Viridiplantae, Streptophyta, Magnoliopsida, Brassicales, Brassicaceae.